AUGAAAAAACCAAUUAAUAAUAAUAACAAUAAAAUUGAAAAUGAAGAUAUAGGUACAUCUUCAUCAAUUUCAGGAUCAGCACAAUCAGAAUCAGUAUUAGAACCAUCUACAAAUAUAAUAAAACAACAAAAACCAAUUAAAAAUAAAAAAAAAACAAAUAUAAUAGAAACAACAACUGAAACACAACAAGAAAAACAACUACAACAGCAACAACAACCACAACAACCAAAAGAAAAUAUUGAAAUUUUUGUAAAAUCAAUAGAAGUUACAAAUAUAAUUAAUUCAAUGUUAUCAUGUUCACCACAUUUUGAAAAAUAUUCAAAACAAGAUAAUGAUACAUCUGAAAUGUUAAAGAAAUAUACAGAUAUUAAACAAAAUUCAAAUGAUCCAAAUCAAAGUGUAAAUAGUAAAAAUAACUCACCAUUUUAUAUGUUAGAUAAUAAAGAUGAUAAAAAAUCAAAAUCACAACAACAACAACAAAAAACAAAAGAAUUACAAAAAUCAAAAGAUGUAUCAUCAAUGACUAAAAAUCAUUUAGAGAAUAUUUUAAUAGAUAAAAAUAAAAAACAAAACUCUUAUAUUAGUGCUCAAAAUAAUAAUAAUUCAUUUAGAUAUAAACCAUAUGAUAAUAAUAAUAAUAACAAUUAUAAUAAUAAUAAAUUCUCAAAAAGUAAUAACGAAGAUAAUGAAAGUAAAAGUUCAUCAAUCAAUAGAAAUUCAAAAAUAAAUAAAAUAAAUUCUCAACAACCUAAAAAAGGAAUGUGGGAUUAA
This is a messenger RNA of Dictyostelium discoideum AX4, 771 nucleotides long. RefSeq lists its product as hypothetical. The record is from RefSeq and is a predicted model, not a curated record. NCBI's taxonomy places the organism in Eukaryota, Evosea, Eumycetozoa, Dictyosteliales, Dictyosteliaceae. The transcript has a single exon. The coding region runs from base 1 to 771 and encodes 256 amino acids.